UGGAUCGAGAUUUCCGGUCCGUCGAUGUAACAGAACCGCAAGAAAUGAGUUCGGGGGAGUUAGUGGCUGUCGUCCUUCGGGCGGUGAACCGACUACUGCGUGAGCGCCGGCUCCAUGGAGCUCUGGCCGCCGUCAAGGGAUUCCGCAACGGGCUGGUGUAUGGAGCCAAAAUUCGAGCCCCGCAUGCUCUUGUGAUGACUCUGCUGUUUAAGAAAGGAAGUCUUCUAGACAAAGUGAAAGCCAUCACACUUGCCACCUAUACUCAUUCGCGAAACCUGGCCCUCUUUGUCUUCACCUACAAGUCUCUGUUGGCAGUUCAGCGCUGGUGGCAGAAUGAGAAGUCACAACUCCACUCAUUCCUGGCAGCUUGUGUUGGAGGCUGGUUGGUGUUCGGAGACAACAACCACAUCAACAGUCAGAUAAAUAUGUACCUGCUGUCCCGCGUUCUGUUUGGACUUUCUCGACUGACAGUCGAGAAGGGUUACUUCCCGGAGACAAAGCGGGACCCAUUCCCGCUGUUUGCUGCGUUGGUGUGGGGUCUCGUCCUGUGGCUGUUUGAGUACCACCCACACACACUGCAACCGUCACUCCAGUCAUCUAUGUCCUACCUUUACGAUGACAGCAAUAUUUGGCAUGAUUUAUCGGACUUUCUGGUUCACAACAAAAAGAGGACUGGUUAAUGAGGUGAAAAUCAAAGCAAAUCAGGACGGUACUUUCAGAUUUACUACAUUAAUUUUUUUCCUCUUCCUGAAGGCUUUACUUACUUGAUGCAAUUUACCAAUUGGCUCACGAGUCCAUCACCGUAGGGCUCAAGGUACUUCUGAUAGUUUGACACUUAUUACUCAUGUAUGUGUAGGUAAAUUACCUUUCCAAAGCAGAAAGGCUAAGCACAGAGCAAUACACACAAAAUGCUGGAGGAACUCAGCUGGUCAAAGUUCAAAGUGCAUAUAUGUCAUCAUGUACGAGUCGAAGAUUGAGUUUCCUGUGGGCAUUACCUUUUUUAACUUGGGUUCUUUCGUGUUUUUGUGGCUUGUCUGUUAAGCAGAAGAAGCUCAAGUUUGUAUAAUUUAUACAUAUUUUGAUAAUAAAAUGUACUUUGAACUUUGAAAUCGAUAAUAGAAUAAUAACCUUAAUAGAAUCAAUGAAAGACCACACCAAUUUGGGUAUUCGACCAUUGUGUAAAAGACAACAAACUGCACAAAUACACAAAGAGAAAAUAAAUAAAUGGAUAGAUUGAUAAGUAAAUAAAAUAAUAAAUAAGCAAGCAAUAGUUAUUGAGAACAUGAGAUGAAGAUUCCUUGAAAGUGAGUCCAUAGGUUGUGGAAACAUUUCAAUGAUGGGGCAAAUCAAGUUGAGUAAAUUGAUCCUCUUUGGUUGAGGGGUAAUAACUGUUCCUGAACCUAGCGGUGUGAGUCCUGAGGCUCUGUACAUUCUUGCCGAUAGGCAGCUGUGAGAAGAGAGCAUGUCCUGGGUGAGAGAUUGAAAUUGAGUGAGGUUGUUAUGUUGUCAGACAACAUCUAUGGAGUCAGUGAUUUGGGUCUGAUUUGCUGAGUUCUGAAUCUCUGUCCCACAAUCACCUAUCUUUCCCCCUCACCUGGUUUCACCUAUCACUUACCUUCUUCAUCAGCACUUUUCCUUUCCCCAACACCCCCACCCCCCACCUUCUUAUUCUGGCUUCUUCCUCCUUCCUUCCCAGUCUUGUUAAGAAACUCAGCCUGAAAUAUUGACUGUUUAUUCCUCUCCAUAGAUGCCGCCUGACCUGCUGAGUUGCUCCAGCAUUUGGUGUGUUACUUUGGACUUCCAGCAUCUGCAGAAUCUCUUGUGUUUCAAACUAAGCAUGCUUGACAAUGUACUUCCUUUCAGGAAUACUCUUACCAGUCUCACAUUCCCUCAUGCUAUAAUGGCUUAGAUUCAUACUUUAUUAAUGCUGCUGUAGGCAUCAUUUGGUGUCAACUAUGAUUGUAGCACUGGACAUAGAUUUUUUGUUUUAGUUUUUAUAUUAAGUUCAAAAUUCACAUGACCUACCUAGUGAUCUGGCAGAGGCUGGUGAGUUGGUGAGUAAUAUGGAGGCAGGGACGGGGUGGGGGUGGGGGGUCACUGGAGGCACUUCUCCCGACUGGUGUGUGUGUCUAAUCUUCAGGACUGUGUACAUCUACUGUAGUGAUCAGAGAGGUAGCUUGAUCUAAUUGGGAACUUCUUGCAUAUGUGCCUAAGGAAGUACAAGGGGGAGAAAUUCUGAGUGCAAAGUGGGCUCUCCACCGGCAUAUUUCCCUGCUACCAUCCUACACAGAUUUUGUUGCUGUUCCUAGUCUUAGUGAAACCAUUCUACCAACUGGAAGAAGCUGGUUUACGGCUCUUGUACAAUUGCAACAUGAUGCCCCAAGUCCUAUAUUCUGCAUCCUGUCUGCUGAAGGCCAGCGUGCAAUUCUCUUCGUCCCCCUGUGACACCAGAUAAGUAGACUAUGUAUGUGUACUCCCAUGCCCCUUGGUUCUCCAAGGCCUUCCUGUUCACUGUGAAAGGCCUAGCUUGGGUUGACUUCGACACGAACCUCCUGAAGUAUUUCACAGAAGUCCUUCAGAGACAGUUGGUUAUAAUUGAAACUUGAGAAACUGAAGUCAGUGUUAAAAUUGAU
Molecule: messenger RNA, 2633 nt
Organism: Mobula hypostoma (lesser devil ray)
Lineage: Eukaryota; Metazoa; Chordata; Chondrichthyes; Myliobatiformes; Myliobatidae
Gene: pxmp4
Product: peroxisomal membrane protein 4
Exons: 4
Coding region: 45-680 (211 amino acids)
Cellular component (GO): peroxisomal membrane
Source: RefSeq, a predicted model, not a curated record